AUGAAGCGCAAGCGUAGUGGUGGGAAACGCAAACCAAAAAUGACCCCAAUGGUGGGUGCAAAGGAGGGAUUUCUAAAUGCAGUCACGCUAAAUACUCAUGAUGUCUCUUUUCUGGAUGAUUAUGACAAUGCUGAAUUGUACUCAAGAAUGGAGACUGACGCACCACAGAAUGGCAGCAAUGAGAGCAGGCAGCAAACAGGUUUACAAAAAUUAGUUGUAGUCGACCUAACAAUGCUAGAUAGUAUGAACUCAUUUCCUGAAAAGAAUAUUGUUGUUUCAGCUAAUCUGUCCAGGAAUGCUAGGAGCAAAAUGACUAAAUCGUCAGGGGGCCUUGUUGCUUCAAGUAUAAAGCCAAGUAGUAAUACAAGAAUUGAGACUGAUGCACCACAGAACGGCAACAGUGAGAGCAGGCAGCAUACAGCUAAUCUGUUAAAGAAUGCUAGGGGCAAAAUUACUAAGUCAUCAAGGGGCCUUGCUACUUCAAGUAUAAAGCCACGUAAUGAUACAGAAGUGGUGCAGGGUGGGAGGACAUACCAAAAGGAUCCAAAGUUACCUAAGUCGUCAAGGGGCUCUGCUGCUUCAAGUAUAAAGGCAAAUAGUGAAACAGAACUAGUGCAGGGUGGGAGGAGGACACAUCAAAAGGAUCCAAAAUCACCUCUUCAAGAUCCUCUCUACAAAGAGCAAGAAUUAAAAGCUGCACUUGCGGUGAUUAGGAAAGUUAUGAAAAUGGAUUCAGCUCGGCCCUUCAAUCUUCCAGUGGAUCCUAUCGCACUGGGAAUACAUGAUUAUUUUGAUGUCAUUGAUACACCUAUGGAUUUUGGUACAAUAUGUAAGAAUCUUGAAAAUGGUGUGAGGUACAAGAAUUCAAAGGAUGUCUUCGGGGAUGUGCAAUAUGUUUGGGAAAACUGUUCUAAGUACAAUGGUGAAGGUCAUCAUAUUUCGGAGCUUAUGAAGCGGGUGAAGAAAAACUUCACAAAAUAUUGGACAGAAGCUGGGUUAUAUGAAGAACAACCACAGGAGAUAAAUGGAUAUUCACAUGAAGCUCCAAUGGAGUCUACUAUGAGGUGCAGCACACAUGGGCACAGUAGCCUUGCAGGUUCUAUUAUUGACUACCCCAGACACCAGCAGCAGCAUCAGAUGGACCUGAGCCAACAUCAGCCCUAUCACUUUUCACGGAGUUACAUCAUGUCAUAUCAGCAGCAGAAAAUGCCUUGUCAGCACCAGUGCCAGUGCCAGCUGCGGUCUGGAGAGCAGCAGACUUCCCAUCCACAGGCUGGUAGAAAUGUUGGUAGUGCAGAGCUUGCAGGGGCUGCCCUUGCUUCCUCAGGCAUCAAAUGGGUGUUGCCUUGCUUCUAA
Molecule: messenger RNA, 1356 nt
Organism: Camellia sinensis
Lineage: Eukaryota; Viridiplantae; Streptophyta; Magnoliopsida; Ericales; Theaceae
Source: RefSeq, a predicted model, not a curated record